This is a messenger RNA of Rhea pennata, 1455 nucleotides long. RefSeq names its product cytosolic beta-glucosidase-like. The record is from RefSeq and is a predicted model, not a curated record. Gene Ontology annotation, biological process: glycosylceramide catabolic process; carbohydrate metabolic process. Gene Ontology annotation, molecular function: beta-galactosidase activity; beta-glucosidase activity; glycosylceramidase activity. Gene Ontology annotation, cellular component: cytosol. Lineage: Eukaryota; Metazoa; Chordata; Aves; Rheiformes; Rheidae.
UCUAGCUGUAGCAGUGUAAAAGGAAGAGAGUUGGUUUCUUGGAUGAACUAAUGUUAAGUCAUUCGCGUUGGUAGCUAAAGAGACCAAUGCCCUAAAUUCUAUUCAGAAGCUACUAGAGCCCAGUGAAAAGCCAUAAAUGCCAUAUAGAUCUGGCAAGACAUUCUGUCUAGUAUGGAAACCACUGAUUCCACACGAUUCUGGAUUCCCUGUAGUUAAAAAAUAUUGAGUACAUUGGCAGUAUCCUCUUUGUCUUGAUGAUGGCAUGGAGAAUGAUGGACAGUGGAACAGCCUAGAGGAAACAGUUUACCCAGCUGAGUUCAAAUCAUAAAAGACCAGCUCAUUUACCUGGCUGAAUAUCACUCUUACAGCGCUCAUGGUGACACUGUAUUACUUUGAAUUACCUCAGCCCUUAGAAGAUGAAAGUGACUGGAGAUUUGAAAAAAUCAUUGAGACCUUUGAAAUUUAUUCAAAGCAUUGCUUCAGAAAGUUUGGAGAGUGAGUGAAACUGUGGAUGACUAUUAAUAAGCCUUAUCUUGUUGGCAUAGAUAGUUAUGAAAAAGGUAUAGCCCUAGCUUUAAUAGAAGCUUGUAUCAGACCUUGCAAAGCAACUUGUAAUAUGAUAAAAGCUCAUACUAAAUCCUGGCACAGAUUUGAUAAGAAGAUAUUCAGAGAAAAGAAAUGUGGACUUGUGUCUAUAGCUGUGAACACAGAUUGGGUAGAACCUCCAUAUCCAAAUUUUGUAGCAAAUCAAGAAGCCAGUAACUUACACUGGUUUAUGAAAACAAUAUUUACUGACUGUGAGUAUCCAGCUGUCGUGAAGUUCUGUAUUUCUGGAAUAAGUUAAAAUCAAAGUUACUUAUCAUCAAGGCUUCCAGAAUUCAUUAAAGAAGAAAAAAUGAUGAUCAUGAGUACUGCUAACUUCUUUGCUCUGAAUUAUUACACUUCUUGCAAAAUUAAAGACCAUGAGAUACAGACAAUAAGCUAAGUAUUUCAUUGGACCAUGAAGCUGAACAAAUACGGAUCUUUCGUGGCCUGUUGCAACUUGGAGUUCAUGGCUAGCAACAGUACUAUGGGAUUUCCACUGACUUCCAAAUUAUAUCAAAUUAUGACAUAAGGCUCACAGAACCAUUUUACUAGCAGGCCCAUGAGAGGAUCUGGGAAUCCAGUGAAUAAUAUGGGUGAUCUGUUUCCCUUUGUCUUUUCUCACUUUUUCUUUUCUUUUCCCUCUUUCUUUCUUUUCUUUUCCCUUUCCCUUUCCCUUUCCCUUUCCCUUUCCCUUUCCCUUUUCCCUUUCCUUGGUGAAGAGCACAUCUGAAUGGCAUAAGACAUUGUACAAGAGUAUAAAUAAACAAGUCACCUUGGGAUUCUUAAUUUAAUUUUUGCAUGCUAGCUAUAAAGAGUAGAAGCCUCAGUACUUUCUUAUUGCCUUCGGACUUGAUAGUUAUUUUACAGUUU